Molecule: messenger RNA, 1290 nt
Organism: Drosophila takahashii
Lineage: Eukaryota; Metazoa; Arthropoda; Insecta; Diptera; Drosophilidae
Product: putative odorant-binding protein A5
Source: RefSeq, a predicted model, not a curated record
AACACGAAUUUAAAACGCGUAUUAUAACACUAAAAAAAAUUAAUUUUUUGCUGAUUAUGUUACGCAAUAACUAUCUGAAGUUUUCGUAAAUAUUUUAAAUGUUUAUUUGCAGUUUAUUUAUAAAUGCAAAAUUAUAAAUAUAAGUAGAGCCUGACCGCAUAGUCAACCCACAAUUUUUUAAGGAUCGCCAAAUAAUAUCAACAUUUUAAAUUAUUUGAUCAAUCACUUACGUUCAGAUAUACCUUAUAAAGGAAGUGUUCUCCAGAUUUGCAUGUGAAAGAGUCAGCGCCACUUAGCUUAAUAGUCUGUCAACUAAACGAGGUACUAACUGAUAUUGUAUUGCAUGUUUAAGAACCCACCAACACGCAAGUGCUGCUAAAUACUAAUAGGUCGGCGGCACGACAAUUUAUUUUAUGAAGUUUUAAAAGAGUAACGAAUAGCAAAUUACCUAAACUUAAUGGUAUUGACAGCUGUUUUUGUUAGACAAUUGGCCGGUAGAAUCCAUCUGUUGGAUGGACUUCCUAUUUAAGGUCUGCAAAUACCGUAUUGGUAGUCAGUAUAACACUUGCUACAGAAUGUUGACCAGCGUUUGGGUUCUUAUUUUUAUAAGAUUUGGGCCGAGCUUGAGCCUAAAAUAUACCAGGGAAGAUCAUCAGUCGGACACGGAAGUCAGUAAGUUCAUGAGAACACUGGAUGUGAUACCAGAUGUAAUCCAGAUCGGACCCCAGGAGUUCCUUAAUGUUACAUACCAUGGCCAAGUAGCAGCACAUUGUGGAAAGUUACUAGAGCCAAUGCAAGUGCGGGAUGAACCCUCUUUAAAAUGGCCGGCAGCACCGGAAAACUACUAUACACUGCUGAUGGUUGAUCCAGACGUACCCAACGUCAUUACACCCACGCACCGGGAGUUCCUGCACUGGAUGGUGCUAAAUAUACCCGGCAACCGACUGGCACUUGGCGAUGUGCGCGUGGGAUACAUGGGACCCACUCCAUUCAAGGGAACCGGAACCCAUCGGUUUGUCUUUCUGCUCUACAAACAGAGAGAUUAUACCAGGUUUGACUUUCCUAAGCUACCCAAGCACUCAGUAAAGGGACGUAGUGGGUUCGAGACUAAAUUAUUUGCAAAGAAAUAUAAAUUCGGGUAUCCAGUGGCUGGAAACUUCUUCACAGCCACCUGGAGCGCCGAUGUCCCAGCCCUUAUAAAGGUCAUCUCACACAGUGCCCGUCAGGCCACGCAAACCUAAGUUAAUCGAUUAGGUGUUAAUAAAAAUUAUGCAAAAUGUACCCCGUAAA